ACAAAUUUGAUAAGCGGCGAGGCCGAGGCGAGGCGAUUAAAUUAAACUCGCGACUUUCUAGUGUCUCUUUGUUUCUUGGCUCAGAGUCGUAGAGGUCUACACCAGCUCUGUCCAUGGCGUUUAGAACGGGAAUUUCCAGAAGGAUGAUGAUGAGGUCGGGGUUUGGACUUCGAUCGAUGUCUUCGUGGUGGGGGAGCGUGGAGCCCGCUGCCAAAGAUCCGAUCCUUGGUGUUACUGAAGCUUUCUUGGCCGAUCCCAGUCCUGAUAAAGUCAAUGUUGGAGUUGGUGCCUACCGCGAUGAUAAUGGGAAGCCUGUUGUUCUUGAAUGCGUUAGAGAAGCAGAGCGAAGGAUCGCCGGGAAAUUAAACAUGGAAUAUCUUCCCAUGGGAGGAAGUGUGAACAUGGUCGAAGAAACACUGAAGUUGGCAUAUGGAGAGAACUCUGAAUUCAUCAAAGAUAAGCGGAUUGCAGCAGUGCAGGCUCUCUCUGGAACUGGUGCUUGCCGACUUUUCGCAGACUUCCAAAAGCGUUUUCGGCCUGACUCCCAAAUUUAUAUACCAGUCCCAACCUGGGCUAACCAUCAUAACAUCUGGAGAGAUGCCCAGGUCCCUCAAAGGACUUUCCAUUACUAUCAUCCAGAGACAAAGGGUUUAGAUUUUGCAUCACUGAUGGAUGAUGUAAAGAAUGCUCCAAAUGGAUCAUUCUUUCUACUUCAUGCUUGUGCUCAUAACCCUACUGGAGUGGAUCCUUCAGAGGAACAAUGGAAAGAGAUCUCAUACCAGUUCAAGGUCAAAGGUCAUUUUGCCUUCUUUGACAUGGCAUAUCAAGGUUUUGCUAGUGGUGACCCAGAGAGGGAUGCCAAGUCCAUCAAGAUUUUCCUUGAGGAUGGUCAUCUAAUUGGCAUUGCCCAAUCGUAUGCAAAAAACAUGGGACUCUAUGGCCAGAGAGUGGGAUGCCUAAGUCUGCUCUGUGAAGAUGAAAAGCAAGCAGUGGCUGUCAAGAGUCAGUUGCAGCAGAUUGCUAGACCCAUGUACAGUAAUCCACCUGUUCAAGGUGCUCUCAUUGUGUCAACUAUUCUUGGUGAUCCAGAAUUGAAGAAAUUAUGGCUCAAGGAAGUUAAGGUUAUGGCAGAUCGCAUUAUUGGAAUGCGAACUGCUUUACGAGAAAACCUAGAGAAGUUGGGGUCCCCCCUGUCUUGGGAGCACAUUACUAACCAGAUUGGCAUGUUCUGCUACAGUGGUUUGACACCUGAACAGGUUGAUCGAAUGACAAAUGAAUUUCAUAUCUACAUGACUCGCAAUGGUCGCAUCAGUAUGGCAGGUAUUACAACUGGAAAUGUCUCAUAUUUGGCUAAUGCCAUCCAUGAAGUGUCAAAAUCUGCUUAGAGAAGCAUUACAGGAAAUAUACCUCAACUAAGAAAUGAUCUAGGAGCCAUAGAAAGGUAACCAAUCAUUACAAUUAGCCUAAGUUUUUUCAUACCCGUUCAACCAUUCCCUUUUCUACCAAGGAGCAAUAAAUUGGACUUGAGUUAUGCGCUCUUCACAUUUUUUCUCUCUUUCUGUUGGUUAUUGUAAAAUGCAAGUUGAAUUUCGGGUGGUGUCCUGAUUCUCUUGUAUGUAAACCAUUGGGGGGAGCAAAUGUAUUACAUUUGUCCAGUUUUCUUGGGACAAUAAUUUGGUUAGCAAUAAGUCGAGGCAGAGGAUGAAAUUGUCAUACAGGAGCAUUGAAAACAAAAGAAUCAUUGGAUGUUUGGAUUCCAAUAACAUUUGUUGUGUCUUUUAAUAAAUUGAAAUCAAAGGAAAUUUGAUUUAGGAUAUUUGC
Messenger RNA from Vitis riparia (riverbank grape), 1821 nucleotides. RefSeq names its product aspartate aminotransferase, mitochondrial. Gene Ontology annotation, molecular function: L-aspartate:2-oxoglutarate transaminase activity; pyridoxal phosphate binding. The transcript has 10 exons. Gene Ontology annotation, cellular component: mitochondrion. Bases 114 to 1385 code for a protein of 423 amino acids. Gene Ontology annotation, biological process: biosynthetic process; amino acid metabolic process. Lineage: Eukaryota; Viridiplantae; Streptophyta; Magnoliopsida; Vitales; Vitaceae. The record is from RefSeq and is a predicted model, not a curated record.